AGUAUUGGGAGAUGAACUAGAACUCAUCUCCUACAGUACUAAAAACAAAUAUGAGUUUAGAACCUUGUCUGUUUUUAUUUUUAUAAGGCCAUGUGAAGUGUCAUUUUGGUUUCCCCUUAAAAAUUCUUGCAACAAAACUCCAUUUAUCAAAGCCACUUCAUUUAACAUGAAGAAGGAAUUGUGAAGCUCUUACUGCUUCCAUGAAGCCAUAAAUACAUUUUGCAUAAACAAAAUUUUAUUUUGUUUAUAAAUACAACGUAAAUAUAACAACCAACUUGUACAUCCAUGUUCCACCCACCUCCUAAGUGAGCAGUGACACAAGCUGUGGCUUUUUGGGAAAGGCAAAUAGAUAAAUUCAACAUUUGCCAGCAUUAAUUGCUGGUUGUGUCAUCAGCUCAGUGCUGACAGAUGAAGGUGUUGCCAUUUUAAGUGAGUUUUAUGAAAACAGCAGUAGUUAAUCCUUUUUUUGGUUAAAUUUUUGUUUUCUUUGUGGUCGCUGAAUAGCAGAUAAAGCAAAAUAAUCACACUGCAUAGAAAUGUUUCAAUCCAUGUCCCUUUAGGGGUGAUUUGGACCUAAGCUGCACUGUUUGAUGCUAAGACACCAAAACAUGGCAUGCUGAAGGAGUGGAGCAGAACUUCCUUAACUUCUUCCUUGCAUAUGCUUCCUUUCCAGCUCCUUUCUGAGCUUUCCAAAUCCUGAUGCCUUUCCUGUGCUUGCCAUUUCUCAUCUGGAGCUGGAAAGUGCCCCAAAACACAGUCAAACAUUUGGAACUGGAGAAAUUUCUAUCCUAAAAGAAAAAAAUAUCUCAUUUGUUAAUAGAAAUGCCAGUUAAACUGAUUUAGAUUUUGCCACUGUCAUCCUUAGUUCUAUUAUCAGCUGGAAAAGGAAGUAUAUGAAAUUCACCCCUACUUCAGCUGAAAUAAUUAAAAUUACACAAGUUCCAUGAGAAAUUGUUUGAUCUGUAAAAAUGUUGACACGUGUGUCCUCCUUGUUUGCACAUUUACACUCCUUUGUUUACAUAACUCUUUGUUUAUAUAACUCUUUUAUUUCUUUAUGAAAAUCAAGUAGUGCAUAGUUUGCAUAAAUGAAAAAUUAUGCUAAUCUUUAUUUGUUGUUAUAAAUGUCUCAGUAUCUUGUAUUCAGGUCAAGCUGGCAGAAGGGGUUUUCAGGAUUCUGGGAAUUGUUUCUUAGAGAGUAAAUUUGUAAAGAAGGGAUGUAAUAUGGGAAAUCACACAUCAGAUCACAAAAGCUGCACCUUUCUCUGUCACAGUGAAUCCCGAGUCAGUAUUGAGGAUUCCCACAUUGCAAGGAUCUCUGAAAUUACUGGCCGUCAAGCUGCCUGAAUUUCAGGCUCAAAUCAUCCAAAGUGAUUUUAAUCAAGGCCAGUUCACCUUUAAAAAUAAAAAAAACCCCAACUUGCCAUCUUGAGCAGCAGCUUAGAGCUGCCAACGUGCAGGGGCAGGGGGAGGAGGGAGAAGGAGGGAGAGCAGGAAGGCAGGAGCUGCAGCAGCAGAGCUCAGGAAGCGCUGGAUCCGUGCUGAGGACUCUCUGGCUGAAGUUGAGGAGAAAUACAAGAAGGCUAUGGUGUCAAAUGCUCAGCUGGACAAUGAGAAAACCAAUUUCAUGUACCAGGUGGACACCCUGAAGGAUGCACUCCUAGAGUUAGAGGAGCAGCUGGCAGAAUCCAGGAGGCAAUAUGAAGAGAAAAGUAAAGAAUUUGAGAGGGAGAAACACGCUCAUAGCAUAUUGCAGUUUCAGUUCAUGGAAAUCAAAGAGGCUUUGAAGCAGAGAGAAGAAAUGCUUGCAGAAAUCCAACAGCUGCAACAGAAACAGCAGAGCUAUGUCAGGGAAAUUUCUGAUCUCCAGGAGACAAUAGAGUGGAAAGACAAAAAAAUAGGGGCACUAGAGAGGCAGAAAGAUUUCUUUGAUUCCAUAAGGAGUGAGCGGGAUGACCUUAGAGACGAAGUGCUUGUGCUGAAGGAGCAACUGAAGAAACAUGGAAUAAUCCCAGACUCUGAUGUAGCCACCAACGGGGACACAUCAGACAUCCUGGAUAACGAAGGACACUUGGAUUCUCCCCGAAGUGCCCCAGGCACCACUCAGGCAUUAAAGACAGGAGGGGAGGGCAUGCUAGGCAAAGCCAAGGAAGUGGAGAUGAAAAAUGAGAUUUUGGAGGAUGUGGGGAAAAGAGAAAUCUUGCAGAAUACUGAGCAUGAGGAACACAAAGAGGAGUCUGAGGAGGAAGUACAGACAUUGCAUGCUGUUGAAAACGCAAAGGCAGAACAAAUGGUUGAAAUACGGCACACCCUGCCUGCAGUGAUGUUACCAGAGAGUAGGUUUGCAGAGCAAGCCCAAAGCCUCCCAGAACCUGUGUCAGGGAGCACUCCUUCAAACAGUGACAGUGACACAGAUGGCUUGAGAAAGGUCACAGAGCCCAGGGGCACAGCAGCCCAGCAGCCUGAGAGUGCACAGGCUGAACACCAUGACUUGAGUGCAAGGACAAAUGAGAACCUGGAGCUGGGCUCUCUGCAAGGCCACCCGAUUUUUGAGACUCCUCAGGAAAUGUUCUGUGACUCAGGCACAGAGCAGCAGCUGGGAGAAGCUGCACCCAACCAGGAAGAGCAAGAGGAUCUUGAAACCAGCCAUGCCCUGAGUGAUGAUGAAAUGGAUGAAGGGUCUGACACCACAAGUGAGGGCAGUGAGUUGGUUUCCAACCAGGCAGGGCUACCUGAGGGAGCAGUGGCAGGCUUGCUUAGGGAAGAGGGAAAUGUGGAGAGUUCCACUCCAGAGGAACCCCAGCACUCAGAAGAAAGUGCUGAAAACAAGGUUGCAAAUGUCUUGGAGGAAAAGUUUGUUGACUGCACUGAUGGGAGAAGUGAUAAAACAGCAGGUGACAGAGCUGAAGAAGAAGAUGAGGUUGGGAACACAGUUCAGGGUCAGAUGGAGGGGACAGAGCCAUGUGAAAGGGAUGUCCCAGCAGAGCCGCUUGGAAAGGAAGGUGGAGAACAUCAGGUAUUGAUCCAACCAGAUUCUUCACAGGACAGUGCUUCAGCAUCCCCAGAGGAACCAGGUACACAAGGUAAAAGUGAAGAGGAAACUGCUACAGCUGAGAAGGAUGGACAGAAGGAAGAGCUGAUGGAAGAGCUGGAGGAGUGUUCAGGUUCUGCUGGAACAGGCAGGCAAGGUGUGGUGUCUGUGGAGGCAGCAGGCUCCAUUCCUGAGGGAAAGGGAGGUGAGCUGCAGCAGGCACAGCCAGGAACAGAGGUUGGGGCGAUCACUCAGGAAGCCCAUUCAGACCCAAGUCUUUUAGAUGAUAAAGUUAAGGAGUCAGAAUUGGAAACAGGAGAUGAGGCUGGCGAAGGACAGGAAAGUAGGACAGAAUGGGUAGAAGAUCUGAAUCCAAAGGCUGAGGUUCAAACAAGUCGGGGUAGUGAAGAAACAGCAGAAGGUACAGAGGGAGAGAAAAAUGUUCCUUCAGAGGGUGAAGAGCAGGAGGUGGUUCAACAAGUAGAAGGUGAAUCUAAAGAGGAGUCAGGUGUAGGUGUUACUGUAACUACUGAAAACAAAGCCAGUAAAGAAACUCUGAAAGAAAACGAGCAAGAGGUAGAGCUUGCACACCACCCUGGUGGGGAAUCUGCUUCUGAGGAAGGUGCAAAUGAUGCCCUGCAACAGAAACCUGUGCAGGAUGAAAACAUUGGUGAACAGGUUAAGUUGGAGGAAGGGGCAGAUAAUUCCCUGGCACAGAAACUUGUGCAGAACGAAAACAUUGGCGAACAAGUUAAACUGGAGGAAGGUGCAAAUAAUUCCCUGCCCCAGGAAGCUGUGCAGGAUGAAAAGAUUAGUGAACAAGUUAAAUUGGAGGAAGGUGUAAAUGAUUCCCUAGAACAGAAAGCUGUGCAGGAUGAAAACACUAAUGAACAGGUUAAAUUGCAGGAAAGGGCAAAUAAUUCCCUGCCCCAGAAAGCUGUGCAGGAUGAAAAGAUUAGUGAACAAGUCAAACUGGAGGAAGGUGCAAAUGAUUCCCUGGAACAGAAAGCUGUGCAGGAUGAAAAUAUUAGUGAACAAGUUAAACUGGAGGAAAGUGCAAAUAAUGCCCUGGAACAGAAACCUGUGCAGAAUGAAAACAUUGGUGAACAAGUAAAACUGGAGGAAGGUGUAAUUACUUCCCUGCCAGAGGAAGUUGUGCAGAUUGAGAACAUUAGUGAACAAGUUAAAUUGGAGGAAGGUGCAAAUGUUUCCCUGGCACAGAAGCCUGUGCAGGAUGAAGACAUUAGUGAACAAGUAAAAGUGCAGGAAGGUGCAAAUAAUUCCCUGCCACAGAAACCUGGGCAGGAUGAAAACAUUAGUGAACAAGUAAAACUGGAGGAAGGUGCAAAUGAUUCCCUGGCACAGAAACCUGUGCUGGAUGACAUUAGUGAACAAGUGAAAUUGGAGGAAGAAGUAAAUGAUUCCCUGCCACAGAAACCUGUGCUGGAUGACAUUAGUGAACAAGUGAAAUUGGAGGACCAAGCAGAGGAAAGCCUGGAAGAUGAUGGUGAUGCAUUUGAUUUUGAUGAAGAGUCAAAUCAAAUACUAGAAUCUGAUGGAAAAUGUGAUGGAGAGAAAGCUGAUGCACAGGGAGAAGAGGGUGAUGGAGCAAAUGGUGCUGUUGGAAAAACUGCCCACACAGACAAAGCUGGAGAGGGAAGAGACAAAAUGGAAACCAAAGAUGCCUUGACCAAAGGUGGUGAAGCCCUGCAGCAUAAGAAAGAUGAGCCUGAAGAAACAGGGUGCUUGCAAGGGGAAGCAUUGGGGAAAGCUGAUGAGGAGGAAGAUGAAAUCAAAGUAUCAGAUUCUAGUAAAGUGGGAAAAUUCCAGGAUCGAGAUGUUUUGGAACAGGAUUUGGAAAGUGCUUUCAUUAAGAGGGCUGAAAGCAGGGAGGAUCUGCAGGUUGGUAAAAGGAGUAAGGGCAGGUCCAGAGAUGACUGUACAAUCUCCUGAGCUCAGAAUCUCAAACCUGCACGAGUUCCAUGCUCUGUGAGCAGUCCCAGGACACAAACAUGCACUUUGCACAAGACAUCAGACCUUGGAAUACUCUUAGAGCUUUGCCUUUGUAGGUAACUCAGCAUAAAGCACGGAUGUGGUAACGAUGCAAGUUUUAAGUUAUUCACUGUUGUAUACCCACCACAAGAAAUUGUAAGUGGGUUUGGUUUUGCUGUGUCUCAGGUGGAAAGCUUAUCACCUGAUGAGGAAGCUUCACAACUUGACUAUUGAAAUUAUUUUAUGCAAUUAAAGUACCUCUAGUGUGGAUAGCUGCUCCUGGGGAAUUUCUAUAGGAAUUUUUUUAUUCUAGCCUAGUUGAUCAAUAUCAUGAAUGUAUAUUGGGCCUUUGUGAAUUUAUGCACAUUAUGCUUACUUGUACUUAGAUCUACAACAAGUAUAUGAACUCUUGAUGAAGGAACUCAGCAGAUCAGCCAUCACUGAUGGUGAAACUUCUUUCAGAAUGCUUAAAGCCUAUGAACCAAUCUCUUGAUUUUUUUUUUUAAUAUGAAGAAAAAAAGAUCUUUUCAUUCCACCUUGUGUGUAUUUCUUAUAUGGUCACAUUCCAAAAUAUAGUUCGAUCACUGUGAAUCUGCUUAGUCUGAGCACUUUGGAAAAGCAAUUCACAGUUUGGAGAAAGUGCAAGAAGCAGGUCUUAGUUUGAUGAAAGGAAUAAAUAUCUACAUGUUUACUUCAUUUAGGCACUUUGCACCACAAUAGGCCUUUUACACCAUGUCUCACAUGGGGUUUUUAUUUUUUUCCAGAGAAAGUGUCAAUACACACUGUAAUGUGUGCUUAGGUUUGCUAUCAAGUACUGUCUAGAUAUGAAUAUAUAAAAAAUAUCUAUUUUUCCAAGAAGAUUUUUGUUUAAAAUUGCAUUUGCUUGCUGCAUUAUAUAUAUAUUUUUUUUUGCAAACUCUGAUUCUGAAACAAUGUUUUUAUCUCUGAAACAAAUCUUAUCUCUUUCCUUCUGGAAAGAAGAUAACUUUGCAUGUCUUAACUCUUGCUGGAUAUCAGACCAAAGAUGACUGUUGUUUUGUGUACUAGCCCCCUGGUGCCUUUUGGAAAAGCUGGGUUGCUUUGAAUUGCUGGCAUAAAUUAAGCUUGUGGAAUCCCUUGCUGUAUUUCCUCUUGCAUCUCUGCUAGUGCUUGGGAGGAAGAGCAUGUUUUGCAUAUAUAAAUAUUCAUUUAAGUGUUAAGCAAUGAAUGUCCCAAGGGAAUGCAGACCGAAGGGGGUGUGGGCUGUGGAAGGUUGUAUUUGUGUUGAUGUUACAAAGUUGUCCGAGCACAGACAGACUGCAAGAUUUGAACUUGUAUAUCCAAAUGUACUGCUGUAUAUAAUUUAAAUAAACAUAUUUUAUACUUUAAAG
Zonotrichia albicollis (white-throated sparrow) is the source of this 6390-nucleotide messenger RNA. RefSeq names its product LRR binding FLII interacting protein 1 (gene LRRFIP1). Gene Ontology annotation, molecular function: DNA-binding transcription factor activity, RNA polymerase II-specific; RNA polymerase II cis-regulatory region sequence-specific DNA binding. The record is from RefSeq and is a predicted model, not a curated record. Lineage: Eukaryota; Metazoa; Chordata; Aves; Passeriformes; Passerellidae. Gene Ontology annotation, biological process: regulation of transcription by RNA polymerase II.